UUUAUGUGCAAAGUAAACAAUUAUUUAGAUAUUUUCAAAUAGGAAAUAUUGUCAGAUUUAGAAAAAAAAUGUCUGCUAAAGAACAAAAAGCUUUGCUUAAGGAAAUACGCGAACUAAUAAAAAAUGAUAAAUACCGAGAGGCCAUCAGCAAAUGUGAGCUGGUCUUGAAGUACGAACCCAAUAAUUAUAUGGGACUUUUAUUGUUGGGUGCCGCUUAUCAGAAUGUCGACAAACAAGAAGCUGCCAAUUACCUACGUAAAGCUGUUCAAUAUUCGCCAACAACGCCGACUGUUGCUUUACAAGGUCUGGCCAACUGUGCGCCCACCGAUGAAUUACCUAAAAUUUUGGAGCAAUUAAUUGAUUUGGUACCGGAAAAACAAAGCGAUUAUAUCGAGAAACUGUACAGCACAUCCACUAAGCCGAAAAUGGCUUUGGAAUGCUUUGAAAUAAUCAGCGAAAAAUUGGAGAAAAACCACAAUGAAGCUUUGCGGGAUGUGCUCUUGAAGUAUUUAGGACGUAUAUGGAUUGAAAAUGAUUUGUCUCCAGCUUUGUUAAAUGAAAAUUUGUACAAAUCUGCUUUGGAGGCUGUAAUUUCAGACCCUAGUCUCCAGAUACACUUCCCAGCAUAUAAAUGUUAUUUAAAGCUGCUGUUUAAACAAAAUGAAUUAACAGCUUGCCUUAGUCAUGCCUGCAAGGUGAUCGACCUGUAUCCGAAAGAUAUUUAUGCUUAUGGAUGGAUUUGUAAAAUUUAUUGUGACAAUUAUGAAAAGAAUCAAUUUAUAGCUUUUGAUGGCCUAACGCAAUCAGUUGAUUUUUAUGCCUCGAAACUAUUGGAGCUGAACGAAAAUUCUUAUUUAGGUUUAGUAGUAAAAGCAAUUGACUCUUAUAAUACGCAACAAUAUGUUACUUCACGUCAACUUUUAUCUCACGCAUUGAAAGAAGAACCAAAUUAUAUGGUAGCCGUUAAGCUGUUGGCCCGCACUGAAACUCAUUUAGAAGCUUAUGAUUUAGCGGAAGAAUUAUGGCAACGUUUAGGGAAAGAAUUUCGCGAAGAGUACGCCUUAUGUCUCUCGCACGCGCAAGAGGAAAGUAAAUUGCAAGAAGCUUUGAAUUUGUUAAACGAAGAAAAUCUUUCACCGAAAGCUUUACAAGCCACAGCCAGGUGUUAUUAUAAAUUGGGGGAUUUAACUAAGCUAAAAUCCCUAUCCAUGGAUGAUUUAACAAAGGCUGAGUUUCUUCUAUCACCAAAACAGGCCAUAGAUUAUUUGAAUGGUUCGACAAUUGAUUUGGAGAGUUUCUCAUCGCUACUGUUAUUGGGAAAACUGUAUUAUAAAAUUGGGAAUUUUUCUCAAGCUUUAAAUAAUAUUCUAAAAGCUACGCGUCUACGACCUUACAGCUCUGAAUGCUUUUUUUAUUUAGGUAAAAUUUAUUUUGCUCUAAACGAUAUCGUGCGUUCGCGUAAAUGUUUUGAAAAAUGUAUUACCUUAAAUCCUCUGAAUGAUUUGGCAGUAGAUAAUUUAUCUGCCAUUUAUCAACAAAUCGAUGAAGAGGAUUUAAAUGUGGCUUUGUUGACGAAUACCUUAAAAUAUCUGAACAAUUCCCAACGGGCUAAACAUUUGCAUUAUAAAUUAGGUUUACAUUACUUAAGUGUUAACAACUUCGAUGAGGCUAUACAAUCCUUUCGCACGGCCAUUAAACAGGACGUGUCUUGCAUGAUUUAUUGGGAAUCUUUAGGCGAUGCCUACGCGGAAAGGGGUUCUUAUAAUUCGGCGAUAAGAGUUUUUCAAAAAAUUUUGGAAAUGCAACCAGACAAUCUUUACGCCCAACUUCAAGUGGCUUUAAUGAAAGUGACUACGCGCAUGUAUUCAGAAUCUAUAGAAAAUUUCGAUCGUUUACUUAAAAGUAAUAACGAUUAUCUGCCUGCUUUAAAAGGAGCUGCUGAAGCCCAUUUGGGUUUGGCUAAUUACUUAAAAAGCGAAUACCGUUAUGGUAGAGCUAAACAUCAUUUACAAACUGCCGUAAAUAUGCUACAAAGAUGUUUCUUGAAUAGUGAAAACCUUAAUAUGGUUUGGCUUUGGCGUUUAACGGCAAACGCUUUCGUUUUAACUGCUCAGAUGUCAGAAUCUAUGGCAAACUUAGAUGUCAAUGGUCUUUUAGCUAAACGUGAAAGCGAAAUUGUUUUCUUAACACGCAAGGAUUUAUUUAAAUUAGCCGCUAGAUUUUACACAUGUGCUUUAACAAUUAAAUCAAACACGUAUUUAUGGUACGAAUUGGCUUUGUGUUACUAUUACAUGGCCGAUUACAUAAACGAAGAAGCUGAAAAUCAUUUAGAUAUGGCUACGAAAGCAUGUCAAAUGGCGAUUAAAGAACAAAGCAAUCGUUGGCAAAAUUGGAACUUAUUGGGUGUUAUAAAUAUGCAUCAAAUUAAAGAAAAUUAUCCAAUGGCUCAGCAUUGUUUCAUACAAGCGCUUAAUUUAGAUCGUAAAUCUUACACUACAUGGACUAACUUGGGAGUUUUAUACUUGAGAUUACAUGAGAUCAAAUUGGCUAAUCAAGCCUUCCAACGAGCCCAGCAAUCCUCUCCGAUUUAUCCGAACGCUUGGAUAGGCCAGGCUAUGAUUGCGGAGACCAUCAACGAAGAAGAAGAAGCUUUAGAUUUAUUCAGACACUGUCAACAAUUUGAAUUUCAUAGUGAGUCUGCUCUGGGCUACGCUCACUGGGUUUGCAAUAUGCUUUGCGAUCCAGGCAAAUGUGAGUUACCGCAUUACAAACAUGCCAUUAACAAUAUGCAUGCUGAUGUAAUGGCCCUGGAUGCGAUUAAUUGGUACGUGAUUAAUGAAGAAAAAGAGACCAGUGUGUCGGCACUUUCACUUCAAGGAUUUUUAAGUGAACGUCAAAAACUAUAUCGGCCCGCUGUCAAAGCGUAUACGGCAGCUGCAUCCAAGGCCACAAUAGGCACGGAACGUGAUUUAAUUUUUACUAACCUGGGUUUUGCGCAUUUGAAAUUGAACGAACCUACCGAGGCUAUAAAUGCGUUUAAUAAGGUUUCACAAGCUUCCUUUAAACCCAUUAUAGGCUUAGCUUUAGCGUAUUUUAAAGCAGGCCAACAUCAAGAGGCUUAUUCCGUCUACAAUUCGGUGCUUAAAAGUGUAGUUGGCGCAGAAGAUGAUAAAGCAGCUCGCAUUUUAGUAGCUAUGGCUUCAAUGGUUUAUGCCUUCCAAGGUGAAGCAGAUACGAAAACUAUUUUAUAUCAAUGCAUACUUUUAAAGAAUUCUCCCGUACAAGCAUUGUACUCGGCUUGUGCUUUGGGAAUUUUGCAUCAGGAUACGCAAUUAACGGAGACCAUCUUAAAUGAGCUAAGAAAAUAUGAGAAUUCGAUAGAGCACAUAGCUCAUGUUGCAUAUUUAAGGGCUCAAUACUAUCUAUCGAUUCAAAAACCACGUAAUGCUCUUAUCUCUUUGAUGACACGUGUACACAUCUUUCCGCAGUGUGCUGCUCUACGUAAAGUUCUGGCCAACUUUCUAUUAGACAACUACGGACAUAAACGUCAAUAUCAUGCAGCCACUAGUCAAAUAGCUUUAAGUGCUAUUAGUUUAGUGCAUGGCAGUAAAACUAACAAAAAUGAUUGCAUCGAGGAUUCUCAAACUUUACUAAUCGCCAGUCGUGCUCUCCAGCCGGUCGAUAAGCAGAAUUCUUUGAAACUAAUACAACGUGCCGUACACUUGUAUCCAAAUAAUCCGAACGCUUGGAAUUCUCUCUUGCAAGUGCAUUAAGU
This is a messenger RNA of Glossina fuscipes, 3775 nucleotides long. Its product is annotated as tetratricopeptide repeat protein 37. The coding region runs from base 69 to 3773 and encodes 1234 amino acids. Gene Ontology annotation, molecular function: protein binding. The record is from RefSeq and is a predicted model, not a curated record. Gene Ontology annotation, cellular component: Ski complex. The transcript has 16 exons. Lineage: Eukaryota; Metazoa; Arthropoda; Insecta; Diptera; Glossinidae.